GCACUGAGAACGAACUUCCAAUGUCUGAAGCAAACACUGUAUGCAAGUCCAACGUCAUGUCAGAUCAUCAAUACUUGUCGUUUCUUGACUCCAUCCGUCGCCUUAUCCCGUUCGAGCUGCCGUUCACCGGUACGUCCUCGGGUGUCCCGGGGGUGAGCGGAGCGCAUACAUCCCGGAAAAGGGCAUUGACAUCCGUUGAUGGGGAGGUAGUCAUCGACAGUCGACCUGGAAAGAGAAGGCGGAUGGCGAAGAAUGGUAGUGGAGGUGUGUUGGAGCGGGUUUGGCGCUGGGUAGGCGGACUUGCUGGACACGAGUCGGAGGAAAGGAGCUGUGAGCGCGGUGAAGAGGAGAAAGGGACAGAGAUGUGGACAAUGCUACCUCAGAAGCAAGAGUUUUACGGUAUAAGACGGCGGGGGUAUGGGUUCGAUGCAGACGGGUCCGGGGAGAGGGAGGUGGACCUCUCGUUAUCCACAAGCUCCAACCCGGUUCUCCCACAGCAACCCCUGCAAUUCCCAGCAUUUACCACGAAUGUUCAACCAAUUUUUGAGUUUGAUCAACUCCCAUUCGUCGGAUUUGGGCAUACAACAAGUGGUCGACCGCAUACACCACCGAAUUCCCACCCUCAAAAGUCCUCGUGGGCAGCAUACACCCCGAUGAACCUACCUCCCACGCCGAACUCGGAUACGCAUUCCAUGACGUUCUCUUCCCCUAUUCAGCUGACACCGUCCACGAACUUCACUACUACAACCACAACUGUUCGCCGGAAACCGAGACGACCAGUGCUUACCCACCACCGUGCACGCCCGGCUGUUCAGAUAACACCACCUCGCAACAAUAGCUCCGCUGGAGGAGGAGGAUUCGUCUUCAAGGAACGAGAACGAAAGGAGGAGAAGCAGCUUGGGAGGAUGGAUGAGCAGAUACGGAGGUUGAUUAGGGAGGGAAAGGAAGCGUUGGGGACGAAGGUGGAUGUUAAUGUGUUGGAGGAAGAUGAGGAGGAAGAAUGGCUAUGAGGGGCAGAUUGGAAAAUGAGAUUCAGCAAGGAGCGCUGAGGAAGGGAAUCUGUGCCCUAUGGGAUGGGGAUUGAAAGGAGAGAAUGUAAACCUCCUGGCGUCCCGGGUUUUUCGGUCAAUUAUCGAAAGGAAGGAGUUUGGGGUUACGUUGUCUUUAUUACGUGGAGUUCAAAGUAUAAUGCCAUGUUUAUCCAAUACCUGCAACAGUUGGCAAUGGUGAAUGUAAUGAUUUGAG
Saitoella complicata NRRL Y-17804 is the source of this 1245-nucleotide messenger RNA. RefSeq lists its product as uncharacterized. The transcript has a single exon. Lineage: Eukaryota; Fungi; Ascomycota; Saitoellomycetes; Saitoellales; Saitoellaceae. The record is from RefSeq and is a predicted model, not a curated record. The coding region runs from base 21 to 1010 and encodes 329 amino acids.